Molecule: messenger RNA, 2469 nt
Organism: Candidula unifasciata
Lineage: Eukaryota; Metazoa; Mollusca; Gastropoda; Stylommatophora; Geomitridae
Source: the annotation of a GenBank genome assembly
CCUGGCGUGGACUGUUUUUGCAGCCAUGAUACUGAGGUAGCCAUCACCCAGAUCAUAUUUCUAGUCAACGAGGGUACGUUAGUGACAGUAAGAAGUGAUGAUCACCUACAUCUGUGGGACUUCAGACAGAAGCAGCCCAAGAUUGUGCACUCUCUCAAGUUUCAAAGGGAAAAAAUCUCAAAGUGUCAUCUUCCUUUCCAAAGCAGUUGGCUGUAUGUGGGUACAGAGCGGGGAAAUGUCCAUGUCAUUAAUGUGGAGACUUUCACCUGCUCUGGUUAUAUUAUCAACUGGAACAAGGCUAUUGAAUUGUCUAGGAAAAGCCAUCCUGGCCCAGUGGUACACUUAAGUGAUAAUCCAUCUGACCCUAGUAAACUCCUCAUAGGUUUUGAAUCUGGAGCCAUUGUCCUCUGGGACCUGAAGACUAAAUCUGCUGAAUAUAGGUACAGCUCCCAGGAGGCCUUGAGGUCUAUAUCAUGGCACAAUGAAGGCAAGCAGUUUAUGUGCAGUCAUUCAGAUGGCAGUUUGUCCACUUGGAAUGUCAGAACACCCCAGCGACCAAUCUCUGUUAUUUUACCUCAUGCAAAGUCUGGAGCAGAAGACACACUAGAAGUUUGCAAACCUAUAGCCAAAGUAGAAUGGAGAUCAACCCACACUGGGGAACCAGUAAUCAUUUUCUCAGGUGGCUUGUCUUAUGACAAAGGUGGAAGAACACCAUGUCUGACUGUAAUGGCAGGAAAGAACACCACUGUUUUGGAGAUGGAGCAUAUCAUAAUAGAUUUUAUUAGCCUCUGUGAUACACCCUGGGUCAAUGAUAUUCAAGACCCUUAUGCCAUUGUGGUGCUAUUGGAAAAUGAUCUUGUUGUUAUCGAUCUCAGUUCAUCAGGUUAUCCAUGUUUUGAAAAUCCAUACCCUAUGGACCUACAUGAAUCACCAGUAACCGCCUGCCAGUACUAUGCCAACUGUCCUAUGGAUAUCAUUCCUGCUCUCUACUCCACUGGCAAGAACCAGAAGAAGGCAGGAUUUAGUGAAAAACCUUGGCCAAUCAAGGGUGGAUCCUGGGGAGCUAGAGGGACAAGUUAUCCAGAAAUAAUUAUCACAGGGCAUGCAGACGGAUCAUUAAAGUUUUGGGAUGCAUCUUCAGUGACACUUCAGUUCUUGUAUAAACUAAAAACAGCAAAAGUUUUUGAAAAACCUAAGAGAUUAUCACAAGACAAAGAAGAUGAUCCAUUUGCUAUACAGAUGAUCUUCUUGUGCCUAGAGAGUCGUAUGCUGUGUGUGGCUGGACCCACACAUUGUGCACUUUUCAGGUUCUCAAAACAAGAAAUUUCUGUAGAAACAGUGUCUCUGGAGUUGGCCAUAGUUUAUGAAGUACAUGAUGACCUAGAGUCUCCUGACUGUGAUUAUUCAAAACCAAGUGCAAAGAUGUUGGGACAAAACAGCAGCAGUUUGGGUUCUCAUUCGUCCACUGCCUCUGACAAUACCAAACCAGAAACAGUGACAUCUGUGAAGGUUAGAAGUGGCAGUCACCGAUGGGGACCAGGGUUUUUACCAGAGCUAGUCUGCAUUUUGUGCUGUCCUGAGGGAGAGUCUCCUGGAAACAUAACUGUCAUGUCCCUCAACUCAUCGUAUGGACUCCUGGCUUUUGGCAAUGAAUCUGGACUGGCAAUUGUAGACUAUUUGCAGAAAGCUUGUCUACUUAGCUUGGGAACUCCUGAUUUAUAUGGCUCCAUGGACCCCUAUCAAAGAGCCUCAAAGUCAUCACACACAAAGAAACAGCCAGGAGAAGGACCAGUUCAAGGAUCAGAAGACUCCGUGUCUCCAUCUGUUGAUCAGAUAAAUGGUGACUGCUUGAGCCCUCCCGUUUCUGGAUUAAAAGUCACCAGGAAGCAGCUGUCCGCUGAUUAUCGUCACCCCAAGUCUCAGUGCGGCCGCAAGCUGCAGCGCAUCCGCACUGUAGCAUCUGUGGAUGAACCAUUCUUCACUGGAGACAAGGCAGAUGUGACUUUUAGCCGCUCACGCAGUUCUAGUAUUUCCAGCCUGGAUAAUGUUAGCAAAGAAGCAGUCCAGUCUUUAGUUUUUGCAGACUCUUACACGUCCAAGCAAGACAGUGAGACAUCCCCAUGUUUGUGGGUCGGCACUAGCUUGGGGUCUGUCAUUGUUAUUGCCCUAAUUUUGCAAAGGGAGCAACGAUUGUCUCAACCUGUAAUAGUUUCUCCAAGUGGGUCACUAUACCGAAUGAAAGGUGCAAUUGUGUGCAUGUCUUUCCUGGACUUCAAAGGAUGUCUGAUUCCAGCAAUGGGUGACCAGUGGAAAGAUAGAGACAAUAAAGACAUCAGUGAAAAGACAAACACAAAGACUACUGGACAAAUGACACUGAGCACGUCUAAGACAAAGAUCUGCUCAUCACCUUCAACAGAAAUAUACAGUGACAAACAGUUUGCUAUCAUCUGUUCAGAGAAACAAGCACGG